Messenger RNA from Chenopodium quinoa (quinoa), 741 nucleotides. RefSeq names its product N66 matrix protein-like. Lineage: Eukaryota; Viridiplantae; Streptophyta; Magnoliopsida; Caryophyllales; Amaranthaceae. The record is from RefSeq and is a predicted model, not a curated record. Bases 1 to 741 code for a protein of 246 amino acids. The transcript has a single exon.
AUGACAUCAAUCAAAGCGAAGCUUGAGAGUGUGUCCGCGAAUUCUUUUAGUCUUCCCUCCCAAACCAAAGGGAGAGUUACAAUCUCUAACUCUUCUCCUUCUACUUCUAAUAACAUGCCAAGUGGUUGUGUGUUUUGUCAUUUAUGUGGUUCUUAUGAUCAUGAUUCUUCCAUGUGUUCACAAGCUUUUGUUGAUGGAUGUGAUGAUGUUAAAAAUAAUGAAUGUGAACAUGUGAACUUUGUGUCUAAUGAUAAUGGUGGUCAAAGGUUUGAAGGACCUAAGAACUUUGGUAAUAAGAAUUCUCACCCUCAAGGAGGUGGUUUCGAUAAUUAUAACAAUGGAGGAUAUAGGAACCAAGGAAACCAAGGUUUCCGAGGUAACUAUAACCACCAAGGUUAUAAUAAUCAAAACUCAAGCCAUGGGUAUGGUAAUCAAGGCCAAUCUCAAGGUUUUGGUAACCAUUACCAUAAUGGUGGCAAUAGUCAAGGUAGAGAGAGUUGGAAAAACAACCAAAAUAGGGGAAAUUCAAAACAACAAUCAAAGGGGACCCCUCCCGGUUUUGCUCUAAAGUCCCAAUCCAAUGGUGAAAAUUCUUAUUCCCAACCAUCAUCUUUUAAGACAAAUUUGGAAGAAUUGAUUGAUAAUCAAACUAAGAUCAUUAACACCUAUAUGGCGGUUAGUGAUAAGAAGUUUAAUGAGAUGAUGACUCAUAAUAAGAUGCUUGAGACACAAAUAACCUAA